GGUGGGGCCCAGUGGAACAAGUUAGAAGAGUUCGUUGAAAUGAAAGUGGAGAAUGGAGAUCGGAGAAGAACAGAUUCCUUUCUUUCUUUCUGCAGUUUCCAACAACCCAAACUGGCUUCCAUCAUCAAUUAUCUUCCUCACGAUGUUGCCAUCAAAAUCGCUUCUCUCCUUCAGGUUCGAGAUUUGUGUGCCUUGAGUUGUUGUUCCACUUUCUGGAGGGAACUCUGUGUCUCCGAUUCCAUUUGGGAGUCUCUUGUCAGAAAAAGAUGGCCUUUACUCACUUCCUUCGAUUUCCCUUCUUCAUCGUCAUCUUCCACUUCCUCUUCCUCUUCCGCUAAUUCCCCCAAUUUUAAGAAGUGGAGGAAAUUGUACUUAAAGAGGCAUGUGGAGUUGGGAGUUAGGGCAAGGUCUGUGGAGAAGUUUGUGGAAGCUUGUUCCCGUUCUGAAUCACUUGAAGUUAGGGACUAUCUCAAUGCUGUUGAAACCUUGAUUGCCACAAGGUUUGGUUUUGAAGAUGUCCAGAGGUUCCUCUUCAACCCUAAAGUCAACGUCUUGCUUAACUUGAUUGGUGUCCACUAUUGUCUCACAUGUCUUGGGAUUCAGGGCGAUGAACUCGUAGAAUCGCUUCGGGCUAGUGAGAUAUCUGAUCGGCAUGUAUGCAUCAAGUGGUGGAAAGUUGGGAGAUGGAUCUAUGGCUUCCGCAGGAGGGACGAGUCGCAUUCUCGUUGGGUUUCUUUGGCAUAUUUAGCAACAGAAGAUGAUGAACAUGUUCUGGGGGUACUUCGCCGAGGUACCAUUCAUGAGGUUGUGCGUGUUCAGAUCUCUGCUGUUGGUCACACAUCAACACCUUGGUCCUAUAAGACUGAUCAACUAUAAGUAUAUAUAUAAUUUAUAUAGCUCAGUUUUAGUAUGUGUAUAAUGUGGUAAUAAUACGUGUGUAUCACUAUCACUACUAUGAUGUCAUUAAAUACAAGAAAAUAAGACAAGUUCAGAUUACUUUUAAAAUCAAUCAGAUUAAAAAUAUGCAUAAAUUCCAUUCUUGUAAAUGUAAUAGAUGAAUUCGUGGAGGACAAUUAUACCAUGCAUUGAACUCCAAUGUUGUUAUUUAAGUUGUCACAAUCAAGCACAUAGAAUGCUUUUCUUCUCCAUGUUUUAAUUCUUAGACCCCAGAGGAAGCUCUUUGUGAUGUUGAGUCUUAGGCAGAUUUCGUAGCUUUCUUGUCCUAUGUACUCAUAACUUCAUUGGACGUUUCAUUUCAAUGAUUUUCAAGUCAUAAAGAGACCGCAACAUGCUUUGUGUAAUUUUACACCUUAAAAUUUACACUCUGUUUUUAUGUCCAAUUUUCAUACUCUACUCUACAUUGCCCCUGAUGUUAUCAGAGUGCCAUGCUGUGAAAUGAAUCAUGAUACUUGUAAGAAUGGUUGCAAAAUUAAAGUACACAUCAAAAUCAUCAAUUAAUCAUAUAAAACAUUUCCAUGUUGAUUAUAACUGGUUUAUUUUGUGGGUGCAGAAUAAUUAAUUACAAACCAUUUAAUGCAUGAAUAAACCACCAAGACAACCACUACUACUACUACUACCCAUUUACAUAUAAUCAAACACCAUUGCCCUGAAACCAACAAACAUUCACAAACAGAAAAAGUCAUUCACAAACUGUACUAAUUACAGUACUUAACAACACACUCAGACUAACUUUGUCAACAUUAAUGAAACUAUGAACCAUUUGUCUACUUGGGAACCCUGCUGUGAAGGGUGAAAGCUGAAAGGAAGAUGAGUAACACAACAACAAUGCUGCCAAACAAGCCCACAGCAAGGGAUCCAGCAACAUGCUUACAGAAAGUGUCAUAUGCACUGCAAAUUUUAUUCCAAUGGACAUGGCUGUUUCCCUUUAAACCUAUGUAUGCAACACCUGCACCUGCUCCUGUUGCUGAUGCUAUUAUCCCCAGUAUCAGCUGCACCACACCAUAACAAAUAACACUCAUGGGUUAUUACUUAUUUAUCUCUUGAAAUGCUAGCUAGCUUAUAAGGUGAAAAUAUGAUUAAUUUAUUAAUUGUUACCGCAUCCCAGAAGAGAAAAUGAAGGAGAAACUUGGUUUUUUGAUGUGGUCUCUGGAUCACAGAGAGUGAUGCUAGCGUGGUGAUGAUGCUGUAAAACCCAGAAA
Messenger RNA from Arachis stenosperma, 2159 nucleotides. RefSeq lists its product as uncharacterized. The transcript is spliced from 4 exons. NCBI's taxonomy places the organism in Eukaryota, Viridiplantae, Streptophyta, Magnoliopsida, Fabales, Fabaceae. The coding region runs from base 40 to 876 and encodes 278 amino acids. Gene Ontology annotation, molecular function: protein binding. Gene Ontology annotation, cellular component: SCF ubiquitin ligase complex. Gene Ontology annotation, biological process: SCF-dependent proteasomal ubiquitin-dependent protein catabolic process; protein polyubiquitination. The record is from RefSeq and is a predicted model, not a curated record.